GGGCUCUUUGGGCGGCUGUCCGCGCGGAAACGGCGCUAUUGUAGGGCCAGGAGCAGCGGAGCGGGCCGGGAUCCCCCCAUCCGCAGGCCGCGCGAGGCUCCGGGUCGCUGUUGGGAGAGGCCGAGGUGUUCUGGGCCUGGAGGACGUUUUUAGUGCCGUGGAAGGCCCGGUGCUGCCUGCGCACUUCUCUUACGUUACGUUCCGAAACGGUCUUGCAGCCGGCCCACGGACACAGCUCACCACGUGGCCUCCAAAGCUUGUAGUCUCGGAACUGUAAAGUAGCGUACAGAAAACUGGGUAAGGCAGAGAAAAGCGAUGGCUCAAUCAGAAGUGAAUUCUGCUGUCUGUGUGGCAUCGGAUACAGCUGGAGAUACUGGAAACCAAAGUGAUGACUCGUCUGAUGGCAGCUUAUUUAAAACCCAGUGUGUUCCUUCACCUACACAAGAGCAAAGACACCCUACUGUGAAACGUGCUACUUUACCUGCAAGUGUUGAAACAGAUACAUCAAGUGACUCUUCUAUAGAACCAAGGCCUCUGACUUUAAAGGCUAUUUUUGAAAGAUUUAAGAAAAAGAAACGGAAAAAGAGGAAAAGGAGAAAAAAGAGGAAAUAUGAGCCAAAAUUAAGACCAAGAGGAAGACCAUCUGGAACGAGGAACACUAGAAGGUCGCAAAUAGAUGCAAAACAAAUUAAAGACAAAGGAGCUGUGUUUCCAUUCUUAGAAUCCGAGAGUGGAAGAAAACCUUUACCUUGGAAGAAAAUUUUAACAUAUGAGCAAGCUGUUGCACGAGGAUUUUUUCACCACAUUGAGAAACUCAAGUAUGAACACCACCUUAAGGAAUGCUUGAAGGAAAUGCACGCUGGGGAAGAUUUAGAAAAGGAGGACCUUGACACUCGUAGGCACAAAUACAUGGAUGAUGAUGGUUCACUUUCUCCUAUUGAAGAGCCAUUAACUGAAGAUGAAGCAACAAGUCCUCAGUCUGAGUGUGAUAUCAAGUUGGUUGAAGACAGUUGCUUCAUAAUAAGUUCAGAAUUCCCAAGGAAGAGAAACUUGGAACAAGAGAAGAUGAAGAAAGAAUCUAAAUUUUCUAAAAAAGCCAAAGAUGGCACACACACACAGAAAGGGCACAGAAGGACCUUGAAAGGAGAUGAUCAUGUGACUAUCGAAGAAGAGCAAGGUCAUGAAGAAAUGAGUUAGGUGGUGCCGCCAUUUCUUCUGUGUCCCUCGCAGAACAUGUUGGGCCAGAGUAUCUGGAGGUUCACCACCUCUGUGGUCUGUCGCAGCCACUAUGACUAUGAGGAGGGUCCAGGGAAGAGUUUGCCAUUUUCAGUGGAAAAACGGCCAUGAUGACUGUACUUUGGAUCUGGAUUUGCCGCUCCUUUCUUUAUAGUAAGAUACCAGCUACUUAAAAAAAGGAUAUUUCAUCCCUUUAACAGAAUGAAGAAAGUUUAAGAGAUGAUCUGAAAAUUGGGUUAAACUCUUGAACUCUUAUACUAGAAAAAAUAAACUAAUGAUAAAACCCAGCCUCUUCAGUGCUUAGCCCAAAUUAUUUCAUAUUUGUGUGUUUUGCCUACAUGCAUAUGUGUGCAGUAUUCCAGAUCAGAAGGCAUCAGUGCCUGGAGAUCUAAAGUUACAAGAUGGUAAUUAACCAGCCAUUUUUGGUUAUGGGAGCUGAACCACAAUUACAUCUAUAAGAAUGUGAUUUCCUUUCCUAUUCAUAGUUGGGCCUUUAAUCGCAGCACUUGGGAGUCCGAGCAGGCGGAUUUCUGAGUUCAAGGACAGCCAGGACUAUUCAGAGAAACCAAAAAAAAAGUUAUUAUCUGAGCUUUCUCUUGGAACCCACACCCAGGUUCUGUCUGCAAGUCUUAUGUUAAACAAUCGCUUAUCUUCCCCAAGGGGGGGGUUUCAAUAUUACUACUGUUCAUUCUGUGGUCACAAUUGUAAAACUGGCUUUGUGUCAGAUAUGUACAGCUUUGUUUGAUAGCACUUGUGUUUUUGUCAGCUGUUGGAUCCUCUUGCAACCCAGAACUCAUUGCUCAGUAUGAGUUUUGAUAUAUACAAGAAGAAAUAUAAGCACAAAGGUGUUAUUGAUGAACUUGGUUUCUACCAAUAUCAUACAUAGUUUACCUUAUAAAGGUAAUGAAGUAGAUGGAUAUUCCUUUUUUUUAAAGGCUUGCCUUGAUUAUGAAGUCAGAACUGGAAGAUACCCAUGAAUGGAUGUUUCAGUGUUGUAAGUAGCAUGUAAAUUUACAUCUUCAGAGUUAACUUUCAGUGAUGCUAAUUCUAUAAAAGUUUCAGAUUGCUCCAACCCUCAGUAAAUCCUAGAACAUUAGAAUCAAUAAUGAACUGAACUGGAAUAGGUAUGUUUAGCAGAAGAACGCAAAAGUGAGGCUUUAAGGUCUUAUACUCAAUUUACAGUAUUAUAAACUUCUCAAGCAUGGUUUAUAAAUUACAGCAGAAAUUUGCAACAUCGCAAAUAUAGUGUUUGAAAAGUAUGAGUUAACUAAGAAUCAGACUGCUCCAUUAGUUUUAUCUACCUAUAGAUGCUGAUAGUUAAAUUUUAUCUGCCUGAUAGAAUUGUCUCUGAGCCUUACUGCCCAUCUGCUAAUGAAGGCCUAGCCUUGGAAGCUUACAAUCUGAUGUAGGUUUAGAAUAUUUUCAGCCUUGGAGACUGCUGAAAAAGUUCACCCUUGACAUUGUCUGGUUCAUCUCAGCUGUUCUGGCUCAUAUUCCUUCAAGCUGACUUCUGCCUCAAACUACCUCUCAAUCUGUUCUGAUCUGGGCUCUUCACUCUUGGCUCAUUCUGUAUUCACCUGUGUCUAGCUUGUUCUCUCUUAACCUGUCUUGCCUCUUGCCCUCAUACGUUGCUUCUCUUUCCUCCUGACAUUUGGGCAUAUCUUAUUCUGUUAAAUCUUGUCUGCUACUUAGACAUCACUUUCAUGGGUGCUUUAUGUUUCUUCAUUGUUUAGGAUUAAAGGUAUGUGUGUGUCUGUAUUCCAGCCAGCACAACCAUGUUGCUGGGUUAAGAAAAAUCACUACAGUAAAAGUGAGCUUGAGUUCAGCACUAUAAGAAUGUAACCUUGAGUUUAAGCUAGGCAAAAUUCUGAGAUUACAAUGUGAUUUCCUUUCCUAUUCAUAGAUGUCCAUAUAAAAGAUGGCUGGAGAGCUUCACAGUUGUUGAAACGAUUGCUUUUGAGGUCUAUCCCGAUGGGGCUUCCCUAGUAGCCAGACAUCGUUGGAAACGCCUCAUACAGCAACUUGUGGUUUUACUUGACUCACAGGACUGACUGUUAGGUCUGUGGGAAGGAACUACAAGACAGCUAACAAAGUAUAAAACUGAUGUUUUAAUUUUUUUGUUUGUUUGUUUUUAACUUCAGGCACUGGAACUUCCUUCAUAAAGAUUAGAGUUGUGAGUGUGAGGAAUGGAUAUGAGAAGACUCUAAGAGAUGUUUGGAUGACACAAGUGAACCCUACCCUAAAAUGGUUUAAAGAUAACUUGAAGGGUCCCUAAAAUAAAUUGAAGAAAUCCUCAAAUCUUCUGGUGACCUGGAUGGACAGCAAAGGAAUCAAAUUCCUCAAAUAAUUUAUUUGACUUAAUUUAAAAAAAUAAAUAAUUAUAUACAGUAAAAA
Molecule: messenger RNA, 3630 nt
Organism: Mus caroli (Ryukyu mouse)
Lineage: Eukaryota; Metazoa; Chordata; Mammalia; Rodentia; Muridae
Source: RefSeq, a predicted model, not a curated record